AUGAGUACUGCCAUGUUUUACAUUCUGUUCAUCUCUUUCCUAUUGUCCUCCAAUUCUCUAGGUAUCACUAUGGCUGGACGUGACAUCCCCAUGCGACCCUCCAGUGUUCCAAGCACCAUGAUGGCGCCUUUGGAUUCACAAGGUGAAGGUUAUGUCAAAAUGAAGCCUCAUUUGAAUCACAAGCGACCCUUUUUUGGUGCGCGAGAUGUCAGAGGUUGCUUGCCAAAAGGUUAUAGGCAUUCUUCGGCUCCAAGCAGAUUUGUGAACAAUCUGCCUAUUGUCUCAUGUUCUCGAUUGCGCGGGAAGCCUUGA
This is a messenger RNA of Dovyalis caffra, 312 nucleotides long. Lineage: Eukaryota; Viridiplantae; Streptophyta; Magnoliopsida; Malpighiales; Salicaceae. The record is from the annotation of a GenBank genome assembly.